Messenger RNA from Castor canadensis (American beaver), 1323 nucleotides. RefSeq names its product transmembrane protein 59-like. Lineage: Eukaryota; Metazoa; Chordata; Mammalia; Rodentia; Castoridae. The record is from RefSeq and is a predicted model, not a curated record.
UGCGCGCCAGCCGCGUGCGCCCCCGCCCGAGCGCUGAGCCCCGCGGUCCCAGCGGCUCCCCAGACCGGGAACGCAGACGCGUGCGCCCGCUGCGUCCCCGCGUGCAGAGAGUCUCCGGGCCUCUGGGGACCCGGUUGGGCAGCCCAGGCUGCCUCGCUCGGGUGACGUCAGCGCCCGGUCCCCAACGCCACCGCAUCGCCCCCCGCGCUCGGCCCGCCAUGGCUGCGGUCAGGGCCAUGACGCCGUCACUGCUGCUGCUGCUGCUGCUGCUGGUGUCGCCUCCCGCCGCCCCCGCGCCGCCCCCCCGCGACCCCUUCGCCCCGCAGCUCGGGGACACGCAGAGCUGCCAGCAGCGGUGUCGCCAGCGCGACCCCGGCCCGGCACCCUCGCAGGCGGGACAGCAGGGUCCCUCCGAGUCCCCCGGGGACCAGGCCGUGCUGGUCAGCGCUUGUGAGCGGGGCUGCCGCCUCUUCUCCAUCUGUCACUUUGUGGCCAGGAGCCCCAAGCCCAAUGCCACCCAGACCGAGUGUGAAGCAGCCUGCGUGGAGGCCUACGUGAAGGACACAGAGCAGCAGGCCUGCAGGGAGGGAUGCUGGAGCCAGGUCCCUGAGCCCGAGCUGCUGGAGCAGAAGAGAAAGGUCGUGGACGCGCCCAGCGGGGCUCUGCCCCUCCUGGACUUGUUCUCCACUCUCUGCAAUGACCUGGUGAACUCGGCCCAGGGUUUCGUGUCCUCCACCUGGACAUAUUACCUGCAGACUGGCAAUGGGAAGGUGGUGGUCUUCCAGACCCAGCCUGUGGUGGAGAGUCUCGGCUUCCAGGAGGGCCGUCUGCAGCGUGUGGAGGUGACCUGGCGGGGGUCCCACCCUGACGCCUUGGAGGUGCAUGUGGACCGCGUCGGCCCCCUGGACAAGGUGAGGAAGGCCAAGAUCCGCGUGCGGACCAGCAGCAAGGCCAAGGUGGACGCCGAGGAGCCCCAGGACAAUGACUUCCUCAGCUGCAUGUCGCGGCGCUCGGGGCUGCCCCGCUGGAUCCUGGCCGGCUGCCUCUUCCUGUCCGUGUUGGUCACGCUGUGUCUGAGCUGCUCCACACUGGUCACCACGCCUGGCCACCACGUCAAGUUCCAGCCCCUGACUCUGGAGCAGCACAAGGGCUUCAUGGUGGAGCCGGACUGGCCUCUGUACCCACCCCCGUCGCCCGCCUACGAGGACAGUCCCCCUCCCUACAAGCUCAGACUGGACCUCACCAAGCUGUAGGUCCCUCAGCUGUCCCCUCCACCCCAGCUUUUCCCCUUCUCCCUCGUCCUGUCCCUCAGUCCUGGGGACA